Serinus canaria (Common canary) is the source of this 1984-nucleotide messenger RNA. It is a transcript of the gene KLHL26, whose product is annotated as kelch like family member 26. Gene Ontology annotation, molecular function: protein binding. Bases 33 to 1844 code for a protein of 603 amino acids. The transcript is spliced from 3 exons. NCBI's taxonomy places the organism in Eukaryota, Metazoa, Chordata, Aves, Passeriformes, Fringillidae. The record is from RefSeq and is a predicted model, not a curated record.
GGCACCGGCGGCGGCGGCGGCGGCGCUCGGCGAUGGCGGAGUCCGGAGGGGCCGAGUUCGGUGCGGAGCGGCCGAGCAGCAUGGCUGACAAGAACAGCACCCUGAAAUGCACGUUCUCUGCUCCUGGCCACAGCACCACGCUGCUGCAGGGACUGGCCUCGCUCCGAGCCCAGGCUCAGCUGCUUGAUGUCAUCCUCACUAUAAAUAAUGAAGUGUUUCAGGUUCAUAAAGUUGUCUUGGCUGCCUGCAGUGACUAUUUCAGGGCCAUGUUCACGGGCGGGAUGAGAGAAGCCAGCCAGGACGUGAUCGAGCUCAAAGGCGUGUCCGCCAAGGGCCUGAAGCACAUCAUCGACUUCGCCUACAGCGCCGAGGUCACCCUGGACCUCGACUGCAUCCAGGACGUGCUGGGAGCCGCCGUCUUCCUGCAGAUGGUGCCGGUGGUGGAGCUGUGCGAGGAGUUCCUCAAGUCGGCCAUGAGCGUGGAGACGUGCCUCAACAUCGGCCAGAUGGCCACCACCUUCAGCUUGGCCUCCCUCAAGGAAUCCGUGGACGCCUUCACCUUCAGGCACUUCCUGCAGAUCUCAGAGGAGGAGGAUUUCCUCCACCUGCCCCUGGAGCGCCUGGUGUUCUUCCUGCAGAGCAACAAACUCAAGAGCUGCAGCGAGAUCGAGCUGUUCCGCGCCGCCGUGCGCUGGCUGCAGUUCGAGCCCGCGCGCCGCGCCAGCGCCAGCCAGGUGCUCUGCCACAUCCGCUUCCCGCUCAUGAAGUCCUCGGAGCUGGUGGACAGCGUGCAGACCCUGGACAUCAUGGUGGAGGACGUGCUGUGCCGCCAGUACCUGCUGGAGGCCUUCAACUACCAGAUCCUGCCCUUCCGGCAGCACGAGAUGCAGUCGCCGCGCACGGCCAUCCGCUCGGACGUGCUGUCCCUCGUCACCUUCGGCGGCACGCCCUACACCGACAACGACCGCACCGUCAGCUCCAAGGUCUUCUGCCUGCCCGACGCCGGCGGGCGCCAGUUCCGCGAGCUGACCGAGAUGGAGGUGGGCAGCAGCCACUCCUGCGUGGCCGUGCUGGACAACUUUGUCUACCUGGUGGGAGGGCAGCAGCUGCAGUACCGCAGUGGGGAGGGCGCCGUGGACGUUUCCUAUCGCUACGACCCUCACCUCAACCAGUGGCUGCGCAUCCAGGCCAUGCAGGAGAGCAGGAUCCAGUUCCAGCUCAACGUCCUGCGCGGGAUGGUUUACGCCACCGGCGGCCGCAACCGCUCGGGCAGCCUGGCCUCGGUGGAGAAGUACUGCCCCAAGGACAACGAGUGGACCUACGUGUGCUCCCUGAAGCGCAGGACGUGGGGCCACGCCGGGGCCACGGUGGGGGACAAGCUCUACAUCUCGGGGGGCUACGGAAUCUCCGUGGAGGACAAGAAGGCCCUGCACUGCUACGACCCCGCCGCAGAUCAGUGGGAGUUCAAGACGCCCAUGAACGAGCCCAGGGUGCUGCAUGCCAUGGUCAGUGCCAACAGCAGGAUUUACGCCCUGGGAGGUCGCAUGGACCACGUGGAUCGGUGUUUCGACGUCCUGGCCGUGGAAUAUUACGUCCCCGAGACGGACCAGUGGACCACGGUGAGCCCCAUGCGUGCGGGGCAGUCGGAGGCCGGCUGCUGCCUCCUGGAAAAAAAGAUUUACAUCGUGGGGGGCUACAACUGGCACCUGAACAACGUGACCAGCAUCGUGCAGGUCUACAACACCGAGACGGACGAGUGGGAGAGGGACUUGCACUUCCCAGAGUCUUUUGCUGGCAUCGCCUGUGCCCCCGUCAUCCUCCCGCAGGUGACGAGCCAGAGGUGACUCCCGGGGACUCGGCUGGGGGAGAGGGAAGGACAGAACAGCUCCAAAAAGUUCCUGCUGGGGAGUGCUGGCAAGUUGGUUCUGUCAGCCAGCAGGGCAGACUGAGCAGAUGUUACAGCUGGGAAAAGCUUUUCUCUCCU